AUGGGCUGCAAUUUGUGCACCUUGCAGAAACGGGAGGAACACUACAAACUGCUAUAUGAGAUCGCACAGACAGUAUGUCCAAGUGAAAGUUCAGUUGCCAAAUCUCUGUCAAGUGAUACAAGCAACGUUUCAAUUGCAGUAUACUCAAAUCGUGAUGAGGCUCUAUCUGCUGUUUGCUUCCUCCAGGUGAACGGGCGUGACUUCUCCAAGGUUGAACAUGAUGAGGCAGUGGUGGAGGCCAUUAGGCGAGACCCCAUUGUUGUCCAGGUUAUCCGGCGAACCCCCACCAGAGGCAUGACUGCUGUAGCACACAACCACAGUGGCACACCACAGGAAGUGUGUGUGGUGGACGUAUGCACGCAAACGGAUAUCACCUUCGAGCACAUCAUGGCACUGGCAAAGCUUCGGCCAGAGACCCCACCCGUCCCUGACAUCUGUCCUUUCCUUUUGUCUGACAGCUGUCAUUCGAUCCACACCAUGGAACAUGAAUUUUAUGAAUGUCCAGAGUACCUGUCCAAUACCCCAGCAGAAGUGGAGAGGACUGAAGAGUAUGAGUAUGAGGAGGUGGAGCUGUGUAGGCAGAACAGCCAGGAGAAGCUGGGCCUGACGCUGUGCUACAGGACUGACGAUGAGGAGGACACUGCCAUCUAUGUCAGCCAGGUGGAGCCAAACAGUAUAGCAGCAAGAGAUGGACGCAUCAAGGAGGGAGAUCGUAUUCUACAGAUAAAUGGCUGUGAAGUGCAAGACAGAGAGAAGGCUGUUGCCUUGUUGUCAAGUGAAGAUGCAAGGAGCAUCAUACUACUGGUGACAAGGCCAGAAAUGCAGCUGGAGGAGGAGGUAUGGCUUGAUGACGAACAACAGGAACUUGUGGAGGAACUGAAGAUGGAGAUCCUGGAGGAGAGGAGGAAGCAGAAGGAACAUAACUUUGACAGGCAAGAUGAGAAUCAAGCUGAAGAAGAGAUGACAACAGACACUGCUACCUGUUCAUCCAACAAUCAAGACAAAGACAGUGGGUUUGGACGUAGUACAGACAGUCCAGAGCACCAGCCCCUGCUGGCCAGACUCCACAGGAGGAGUCCAGCACAUUGCCUUAGAGAAAGAUGGCGGGCAGAUCAUCCACACACGAGGCGAGGGGCUGUAAUGCCACAGGACACCCAGAGUCAAAGGACAUUGUCCAAAGGCCAGGGCCAUGAAGGUGUAGUGAGUAUUCGCAAUAGUGGAGGUGGGAUCCUAGGUUUAGAGAAUCGCUUCCAGCAACUUCUGGAGCUCAAGUGUCAAAUCCGGAAUGGAGGCGAGUGCGGGGUGUACUCCAUUCGACACAGUAUAGAGUGUAGCCUUACAGAGCAAGGAGGGGGGGAUGGAGAUGCCAUAGAUGGUGUUGGAGGAGGGGGAGGGGUGGAGCAGGAGUUGAGGAUGCUAAAUGAGGAACUGCGCAGCAUUGAGCUGGAGUGCCAGAGCAUCAUGCAGGCCCAUCAGCUCCGCCAGAGCCACCAGCUGGACCCCUCACAGCCCGCGUCCUGCACACCAGUACGGAGCCCCAAGGACGGACACAAGCGGCACGGCAGGCUUGCCGACAUCCACGAACACCCAGAGAGGUCGGACAGCGAUAAGAUCCGAGAGAAGGACAGCUCCAGUGCCUACAACACUGCGGAGAGUGCACGGUCAACGCCGCUAGGUAUGGAGAGAUCUCCUGACCACUCCCUGCAGAGACACAUCAGCAUCACCAACCAGAAAAACCUCAGACUGGCCUCAGCCGCACCCUCCAGCCCCAUCCCUAUCCCCAAGCCACAGGGCACACCCAGCCAUGGCAGACCAGCAGACCCAGGCCCUGUUAUCUCCAGCAGCCCAGACCAGAGUAACCCUUCCCGGUCUGAGUCGGACCCUGCCCUACCUGCAGACGAUGAGAGGUGUGAGAAAAAAGGGAGGUCCAGAGAUUCAAGAAGAGGGCUUCCCUAUCCCUCUUCAUACCAAACAACCCCAUAUCAAGGCCAGGGAGGAUCCAGGCAACUUCAGAGCUACAUGCAACUGCUACAACAGCACUCAUCCCUGGAGUAUUCCCAGAGCCAGCUGAGUCUGCUCAGUGUCUGUCGAGAUCCCAUGCACCGUAACGGGCGCCCUGGGGAACCCCGUCUAGAGUGGAAGGUCAAGGUUCGCGCUGACGGCACACGCUACGUGGCCCGGAGGCCUGCUCGCGACCGCAUCCUGAGGGAGCGGGCGCUACGAAUCCGAGAGGAGAGGAGUGGAGGCAUGACCACAGAUGACGAUGCUAUGAGUGAAAUGAAGAUGGGCCGCUACUGGAGCAAAGAGGAGAGGAAGCAGCACUUGGCACGGGCCAGGGAGCAAAGGAAGAGGAGGGAGUUCAUGCAGAAGAGCCGUCUUGAGUGUUUAAAGGAGGGACCAGCUAGUGGAGCUGAGGGCAGGAAGGAGAUUAACAUCUUGGAGCUUAGUCACAAAAAGAUGAUGAAGAAACGUAACAAAAAGAUCCUGGACAACUGGAUGACCAUCCAGGAGUUGAUGAGCCAUGGGGCAAGAGUUCCUGAGGGCUCAAAAGUACAUAAUGCCUUUCUUUCUGUCACGACUGUCUAGCGGACGCAUACAGUACAGCAUAUUUUUAAGUACUGUACACGUUUAUAUCAGGUAGCCUGUGUUUCAGGAACUACUGCUUUGUUUAAAAAAAAGUGUCAGUUUGUGAAAUUUAAAAAUGUCACUGCUGAGGACUUGUAGCAUUCCUCUCCACUUGAAGAAUGAUAAUCUCUUUAAAUGAUUCUCAGACUAUAUACAAGAGCUCAGCCAUUCAAAACAUGACUUUUUACUGUGUUUUUACAUUGGCUUUUCGUAAUGCGCUGGAUUCUGAUGGCAGAUGAGUUUGGUUAGCAUGUUGGUUUAGAUAGAUCCAAGCAAAAGUAAUGAACCAACCUGAUUACUUCAUGUAUACUAUGUAUUGUGUCUCCAUACUCUCCAUUCUUCUGUUUCAUUGCAUAUGAAGCAACUUCACUUGCCUCGUUCAAGGUGGCAUUUUUUAUAAUGGGGAAAAUACAAUAUUUUUCACACUUUGUAAACUCAGUAAUUUUUGUAAGGGACUUUUUACACUGAAUGUCGAUGUAUUGUUAACAUUUUAUUGUAAUUUCCUAUUCAUGUUUGUACCACCAAACCAUCAAGGUCGAGUGGUGACGCUAUUUGAUUGUACUGUAGCCCAUACUGUAUGCCAGAGCAGCAUGGAGAGGAAUGAGAAACUUUGUGCAAUUCUAGGAGGACAACACAUCCUCCAUCUCAUAAAACACCCUCCUUUCAUCUUGUUUAUAAUGUCACUUGAGUCAGUUGUCAGAAAAACUUAAAAGCACUCAAUUAAAAGCACUGAAAAUAUCAAUGCGCCUUCUCAAAGGCUCAUAUUAUUCAUGAGCUUGGAAGGCUUUUUUUUAAACAGUUUUACCUCAACUUACGAUAUUGGCUAAUUGAAUCACUGGAACCCUUAAGUCAACCCCAAACCCUUAAACCAUAAACGUGUGAAUUAUGUUAAAAAUGUUAAAUAGAUUCAUAUUUAUAUUGUUUACUGUUAUUUCUAUUUAUUGUAAAUUUUUAUGGUCCAUCUGAUAAAUGUUUCACAUUAUGUGGCUACCCUUUAAAGGCCAACACAUUUCAAGGUGUUGUCAAUAAAAUGUUUUCAAC
Messenger RNA from Thunnus maccoyii (southern bluefin tuna), 3666 nucleotides. RefSeq names its product PDZ domain containing ring finger 4 (gene pdzrn4). The transcript has 9 exons. The record is from RefSeq and is a predicted model, not a curated record. The coding region runs from base 1 to 2586 and encodes 861 amino acids. NCBI's taxonomy places the organism in Eukaryota, Metazoa, Chordata, Actinopteri, Scombriformes, Scombridae. Gene Ontology annotation, molecular function: protein binding.